This is a messenger RNA of Pocillopora meandrina, 894 nucleotides long. Lineage: Eukaryota; Metazoa; Cnidaria; Anthozoa; Scleractinia; Pocilloporidae. The record is from the annotation of a GenBank genome assembly.
UUAGAUUCAGUAUUCUUAGCCCUCGGACUGGCAAGCAAUCUCUUCGUCUGUUUUAUCAUGAUUCGUUGCAAACUGACGAAGAAAAGUAUCUCCAAUUUUUACGUUUUCCAACUCUCGGUGGCAGAAGUUGUUUACAGAACGGCACUGGCUGUUUUAGAAAUCUACUUUUUAAACAGAAAUAAUCAUCAUUUAAUUUCGGAUGCCGAAUGCAAAGUGAUUAUAUUUUGGCGGCAGGCAUUCUGUGCUGCUGUUUUUAUACUUCUUGUCGGAAUCGCCACGGACCGCAAAGAACACAUCAUAAAUUCCAUAAAAGCUAUGACAAUGGAUAAACACCGAAAGACAAGGAUUGCUUUUAUUUGGCUGUUUGCGCUCAUUUUAUCAAUUCCUAUGUCACUGAGCGCUACUCUCAGCCCGAGAUUGAAGAUGCCUGGGCGACAAAAUAUCGAUGAAAAACCUUUAUUUGUUUGCCUUCUACCACGUGGCCGGCUUUCAAGCAUGAUAUCAGUUACUAUCUACUUCUUGUUCGCUUUUUUUGUUCCCUUAGCAAUCAUUUCGCGAUCGUAUUACCAAAUAUUCAUUUAUCUACGAGACAGAGCAAAAACGCGAAAAUUGAGUGCAUUUUACAUAAGAUCCAAAUACAAAGCCUUGAGUAUGCUGGUCAUAAUCACUGCGAGUUUCCUUUUAAGCUGGGGACCUCUCAUGUGUAGCACUCUUGCAACAGCUUACGAUUUUAAAGUUCGAAUAGGAGAUAUCUCAGUCAUGAAAAUUGCAAUUAGUAUUUCAUUGACUAGUUCUAUUAUUCAUCCAUUUAUUUAUUCAUUUGGAAAUGCGAAUUUUCGAUCUGAGGUUGUCCGGACUUUUCGAAGUUGCAUUUCAAAAGCGCGUUUCCAAUAA